Molecule: messenger RNA, 1395 nt
Organism: Kazachstania africana CBS 2517
Lineage: Eukaryota; Fungi; Ascomycota; Saccharomycetes; Saccharomycetales; Saccharomycetaceae
Gene: SLM5
Product: asparagine--tRNA ligase SLM5
Exons: 1
Coding region: 1-1395 (464 amino acids)
Biological process (GO): asparaginyl-tRNA aminoacylation
Cellular component (GO): mitochondrion
Molecular function (GO): asparagine-tRNA ligase activity; ATP binding
Source: RefSeq, a predicted model, not a curated record
AUGAUUAGAUUCUAUAGUGUCAAAUCAAUUUUAAAAGAUUCAAUAUUACCUUAUCCAACAAUAAAUCAAAUUAAUCAAAACGUUUCAAAUUUAAAUCUUUCAAACAAUGAAAUCAUUCCCAACAUCAAAGGUUACAUCAAAUCAAUUAAUUCCUUGAAAAAAUUAACUUUUAUAGAUUUAUUCGAUGGUACCACUUCACAACCACUUAAAAUUGUACUACCAACUCAAAAUAUAUCCAAUACCCAUCUACAAAUUGGUCAAGCAAUAUCUCUCUCAAAUUUACAAUUGAAAUUGACUCCUCAAAGAUCUCACCCCUUCGAAUUAUUCUGUAAUGAUCCCUUAUUAUUAUCACCAUCAUCGCAUGCAAAUGAUUUGAGUUUCUUGCAAAAGAAACAAAACCUACCAUUAUCAUUCCUACGAUCAAAUAAUUUACAUAAAUAUAAGACUGAAUACCUUUCAUCAUUUUUAAGAUUUAGGUCAAAAGUACAAACCAACCUGAUCGAUAUUCUCCAAAGACAAGAUUUCCAUUGGGUAAACCCACCGAUUAUAACAACUAAUGAUACGGAAGGUAACAAUCAAACUUUCAAACUCAUCGCAAGUUCGCUAGAGCAAAAUAACCUCAAUCUAACUGUAUCCACUCAAUUACAUCUAGAAAUCUUAGCAUUGUCUCUAUCUAACGUGUUCAGUUUUUCUCCAAUCUUCAGAGCGGAACAAAGUGAUACUUCAAGACACCUUUCGGAGUUUUAUAUGCUCGAACUAGAAUCUACGAAUCUAAUUACCACUGACCACUUAAUUCAAUCAAUUAAAUUACUAAUACAAAAACUAGUGUCAUCCUUUUCUGAUGCUCUAUUGCCUUCGCAGGUGCCUAUGGAUCAAUGUGAUCAAUUACAGACAAAAGAUCGUUGGAAUUUAAUACUAACGGAUUCCAAAUGGUUAACAGUAACCUAUUCAAAAGCAAUUGAAAUAUUAAACGCUAAUAAUUUUAGUAUAAAGUGGGGCCAAGAUUUAUCAUAUGAAAUGGAAAAAUUUCUAACGAAAACUCAUUUUAAUAAUUCUUUCCUAUUCAUAACCAAAUACCCUAAAUCGUUGAAACCUUUCUACAUGAAACAAUCAAUCGAAGACCCAAAUACAGUAGAAUGUUUCGAUUUACUAUUCCCAUCAAUGGGAGAAAUCGCAGGAGGCUCAAUCCGUGAAGAUAACUACGACGUAUUAAAAUCAAACGUUCAUUCAAAAGAUAACCUAGACUGGUAUCUAGAACUAAGGUCAACUGGUUCAACACCACACGGAGGUUUUGGAGUCGGUUUCGAAAGAUUAUUGGCUUAUCUCUAUGGUUUACAGAACGUUAAAGACGCAAUUCCAUUCUAUAGAGCGAUCAAGGAUAACAUCACACUCUGA